AUGGCGGCCUACGACAGUGGCCGGUCAGCAAAUUUUGAGAGAGAAGCCUUUACGGACAAGUACUUGGAUGAAGUCUUGGAUUCUGCGGACAAACCCUUUGACGGUCGUGGAUGGUGGCGCGAACAGGAGGAGCCCUGGCAGACGCUUGCCUGUUGUCGCGAGCUGGCUGCAGCACUCAGACACCGGAACCCGCACACCGGCGAACUGGACCCAGCCGACUACGUGAGCUUCUUCCCUGUCCACCAGGAUGGUUCCUGCAAUGGCCUGCAGCAUUACGCAGCCAUGGGCAGAGACGAACGCGGUGCUGUCUCGGUCAGCCUUCGCGACUGUGAACGUCCGCGAGAUGUCUACGGCGAUGUGGCAGAAGUGGUGGGUGAAGCAUAUCUUUCCCUUACAGUCCUGCUUUAA
Messenger RNA from Dibothriocephalus latus, 408 nucleotides. NCBI's taxonomy places the organism in Eukaryota, Metazoa, Platyhelminthes, Cestoda, Diphyllobothriidea, Diphyllobothriidae. The record is from the annotation of a GenBank genome assembly.